Sinocyclocheilus grahami is the source of this 731-nucleotide messenger RNA. RefSeq names its product sorting nexin 10b (gene snx10b). NCBI's taxonomy places the organism in Eukaryota, Metazoa, Chordata, Actinopteri, Cypriniformes, Cyprinidae. The coding region runs from base 13 to 558 and encodes 181 amino acids. The transcript is spliced from 4 exons. Gene Ontology annotation, biological process: cilium assembly; vesicle organization; intracellular protein transport. Gene Ontology annotation, molecular function: phosphatidylinositol phosphate binding. Gene Ontology annotation, cellular component: endosome. The record is from RefSeq and is a predicted model, not a curated record.
GUUUGUGAGCGUAUGCGUGAGGUCUUUUCCAGCGUUCUUGGACUUAUGCAGGAAUUCACUGGCGUGUGGGUGAGGGAUCCUCGCAUCCAGAAAGAGGAUUUCUGGCAUGCUUACAUGGAUUAUGAAAUCUGUAUACAUACAAACAGUCUGGCCUUCACUAAGAAGAGUUCCUGUGUGCGGCGGAGAUACAGCGAGUUUGUGUGGCUAAGACAAAAGCUACAGGAAAAUGCUAUGCUCAUAACACAUCUACCCAAACUUCCUCCAAAAAACCCGUUCUUCAGUCUCAACAAUGCCAGAGAGAUCGGAGCCCGUAUGGAAGGGCUCAGGAAAUUUCUAGAAGAGGUGGUUCACAGCCCGGUGCUGCUUUCCGACAGCUGCUUACAUCUCUUCCUACAGUCCCAACUAAGUGUGAAAAAAAUCGAGGCCUGUGCUGAAGGCCGAAGUCGCUACACUGUCUCUGAGGCCAUUCACAGUUCCGGCUCAGGAAACAAACGCUUUGAAUCUCAAUCUGAAGGGAGCAUGGAAGAAGAGGACGAUGUGCACUGUGAAUCAGAGUGAUAGACUCUUUUCUACUAAAAACAUAAAGACAUUGCUGAGGAACAAUAUUCAACAAUGAAGAUUACAGCACAUGAGGAGAGACAAUGGAACAGGAAAAAAGUUACUAUCAUUGCUGAAACGGUGUUGUUUUGUCUCGCACUCAUACUUUCUGUAUUGAUGAAGAUAACCUAAUA